This is a messenger RNA of Amphibalanus amphitrite, 1086 nucleotides long. It is a transcript of the gene mRpL13, whose product is annotated as 39S ribosomal protein L13, mitochondrial-like. The transcript is spliced from 4 exons. Gene Ontology annotation, biological process: translation; negative regulation of translation. Gene Ontology annotation, molecular function: structural constituent of ribosome; mRNA binding. The coding region runs from base 307 to 846 and encodes 179 amino acids. Gene Ontology annotation, cellular component: ribosome; mitochondrial large ribosomal subunit. The record is from RefSeq and is a predicted model, not a curated record. NCBI's taxonomy places the organism in Eukaryota, Metazoa, Arthropoda, Thecostraca, Balanomorpha, Balanidae.
AUACAGCAAUGACGCUGGUGAUUCAAAAGUGGGAAAUGCCCCCAGUGGGAUGCAGUGGUUUUGGUUGCAAUUCAAUUGCAAGAGUUGGGAUCUGAGGAAAACUCUGGAUUUAAUCGCCGUUUGUAUCCUUAUUGCAUAAUUUAUAUUCUAACGAUUAUCAUUUUAAUUUUUCUUAGUGAGAAAUCAACGAAAAAAAUUCCGAUCUCUUUGGUUAGCGGCUGCUUCUUCAUCUUCAGCUUGCGUGUCCUGGAAGAGCAUCACAAUCAAGAUUGACAGCGCUGCACUCUUCAUUUUUGUUCAGCGUUAAUGUCAUCAAUGCAAAGGGCAAAGCAAUGGGCAACUUUUGCUCGCAUCUGGCACAUAUAUGAUGCCAAAUGGCAAAAUCCAUUUGAUUCUUCAAAAACUAUUGCAAAAUAUUUGAAAGGACAGCAUAAGCCUAUAUAUCACCCUCUCAGCGACUGCGGGGACCACGUCGUGGUCAUUAACUGCCGUGACAUAGCGCUGCCCGGUCCCGAGUGGUACCAGCGCGUGUUCUUCCACCACACCGGUUACCCAAAGGGCGGCGCCACGUGGACACUGGCCUGGGAACUGCACGAGAAGAACCCCACCAAGAUCAUGGAGCGGGCCGUUCACCGGGCGGUAGGUGGCACCCUGCUCCGUAAAGGUCUGAUGGCCCGGCUCCACCUGUUCCCCGACGAACACGUCUCUGAGGACUUACUGCGUCACGUAACCAGCCAGAUUCCUCAGUUGCGCGUGCAGCCGCGUCGGCUCGACUCGUACUCGGAGGAAGAGGUGCGCGACUUCCCCAAAGUGUUCGACUACCCGGCCGAUCACGUGAUCCGGUGAGGGUGUGUUACUGUGGGUGAAGACGGGUCACGUGGUUAGCGGUGCGAGUGGUGUGAGGAGGAACAAACUCUGGGAUGAGAGCUUGACGUACGAGAAGUCACGUGUUUGUGAAGAGUGUUAUGAUGCUGGCUCACAGGGAUUCGUCCCGAAUGUAGGAACGUUUGAAUGCGGUAAUGUAUGUCUGAUUAUUUGGAUGUGGUACUUAGAGUGUUUCGAAUAUAUUGAAAAUAUGUGACUGGG